GUCUUUGGAGAGAGAAGCUGUUGCCCUUUUUGGGGGAGAACCAUGACAGUAGUGCCCAGAGAGAACCACGAUGAGACCGUGGCACUAACCGCCCUGUCCCAAGAUGUGUUCGACCCGGCGGACCAGCGGACGGACCAGGACUGCUGCGAGCGCGUGGUCAUCAACGUCUCCGGGCUGCUCUUUGAAACCCAGCUGAAAACGCUCGCUCAGUUCCCCACCACUUUACUGGGGGACCCGAGGAAGAGAAUGCGCUUCUUUGACCCUCUGAGGAACGAGUACUUCUUCGACAGGAACCGACCCAGUUUCGACGCCAUCCUCUACUAUUACCAGUCUGGCGGCCGCCUCAGGAGACCAGUCAACGUCCCCUUGGACAUAUUUAUGGAGGAGAUCAAAUUUUACCAAUUGGGAGAAGAUGUGAUCGAGAAUUUUAAGGAGGAUGAGGGAUUUAUAAAAGAAGAGGAGAGACCGUUACCGGAAAAUGAGUUUCAACGACAGGUCUGGCUUCUGUUUGAAUACCCGGAGAGUUCGGGACCCGCCAGAGGGAUUGCUAUUGUCUCUGUUCUGGUGAUUUUAAUUUCUAUUGUCAUCUUCUGUUUGGAGACGCUGCCUGAGUUUAGGGAUGAAAAAGAGAAAAACUGGGACGCCGAGCCGUCGUUGAAUGGAACUAACAGCUCUAAGAAGCCCAAUCCAUUCACAGAUCCUUUCUUCAUAGUGGAGACCCUGUGUAUCAUCUGGUUCUCCUUCGAGCUCUUCGUCAGGUUCCUCGCCUGCCCCUCCAAAACUGCUUUUUUCAAAAACAUGAUGAACACCAUCGACAUUGUGGCCAUUAUGCCCUAUUUCAUCACGCUGGGCUUGGAGCUGGCGGAGCACCAAGGAAACGGACAGCAAGCCAUGUCUCUGGCCAUCCUCAGGGUCAUUCGGCUGGUCAGGGUGUUUAGGAUCUUCAAGUUGUCCAGACACUCCAAGGGGCUUCAGAUAUUGGGACAAACCCUCAAAGCCAGUAUGAGAGAGUUGGGGUUGCUCAUUUUCUUCCUCUUCAUCGGAGUCAUCCUCUUCUCCAGCGCAGUCUACUUCGCCGAAACCGACGAUCCAGACUCCGGCUUCAGCUCGAUCCCCGACGCGUUCUGGUGGGCUGUGGUCUCCAUGACUACCGUUGGCUACGGGGACAUGUGCCCGGUGACCAUAGGAGGCAAGAUCGUGGGCUCUCUGUGCGCCAUAGCCGGUGUGCUCACCAUCGCGUUACCGGUCCCCGUCAUCGUGUCCAACUUCAACUACUUCUAUCACCGGGAGACUGAGCACGAGGAGCAGUUCCAAUACACCCAUGUGACGUGUGGCCAGCAGCAACAACCGUCUUUUGGUGAAUUAAAGAACAGUGACAGCCAACCAUCGCUUUCCAAAUCGGACUUCAUAGCCACGGAGGACGCCGACUCUAUCAAACAUACCAACUGCAGCCCACACAAAGCGCACUGCAGCCCACACAAAGCGUACACGGGGAAACUCACUAAUGUAUGAUUGUAGAGCAAACAGAAAAUACCCAGCAAUGGAAAAACAGGCAUAGCCUAGAAGAUAUUCAGAGAAACCAUGCGUUUCUUUCUGUGAGUAGCAUACACCCCCAAUUCUGCGCUCUGACUAGAGUAACGUUUGACUCUCUCUUAUUUCCGGUGUAUCUGUAUCUGCUGAAGGAAUUAUUUUAAUAGAUUAAUCAAAACGGUGGAUUAAUCAAAACGUGACUCCUGAUCUCACCUGAAAACAGUCUUCCGUUACGCGCACAGCUCUUCUUCGCUUGUUGGUUGUAAACAUAAUUAAGAGGCUAUAUUUAGCCUCAUAAACAACAACCAUGAUCAACCAAUCCCCCCUAAUUGUAGCACUUUAUUCAUGUUCUCUUAGUAAAGUCUAAUUGAUUCAGACUAAUCGCUUGUCCGUUUUCUUUUUCUUCCGUUUUCUAAAAGUAUACAUAUUGAUUUGCCUGUUUGGUGUUGAAGAGAUAUAUAACAUAAUAGGACCAAUUUGUCUAAAAUUACUUGAAUGAAUCUUAUACCUUCAGGGCAUUGUAAUUACUUAUUAAAACCCCAAGGUCACCCAGUGACUCUACCCACAACGCCCUAUUUAUUUACACCAUAUCCACGUAAUGCGUUUUUCCAUUAGACCGUUAGAGUGGGGUUUUACUGGGCAGCGCUGCCUGGCAGCAGACCCUCUAUCCUCUCUGUCAACUGUGUUGAGGGAACAGGCAUAACGGAGGUCUAUCCAUCCAUGCAGAGAUGCCAUUGUCUUUGAUAGUAGAGCCUCGGUGGUGCGGGUCCCUCUAGGAGCUGCGCAUCCACUCCAAUAAGUAUCUGUCGCUGGAGAAUUCACACCUUGACAAGCCAUUGAGGAGGCUAGACAUUACGCACAGCCCACAAUUGCCCUCUAAAAUGACCACAGGCACUAUUCAAAUGAUUUAUAUGUACGGAUCAAUAAACGAACAGCAUCGAAUCUGAAUCGAAUGAAUCAAAUAUGAUACUAUUGACAUUGUUUACAACAUUUCGUCUUUUUUAAAUUAUUUUUAUUAUACAAUCUCACCAAAACUAUAUAAGUAGGUAGGAGGCCUAUUAGCGAAUAGUGCACUAGAUAAUACUAGAUAAUAUCAAGUCUCUCGGAUGAUUCUUCUUCUUGGGAUAUUACAGAUGAAUGAAUGAAUGCGUUUAACAACUUGGCGUGGGGGUAGGAAAUGAACAGAGCGCCUUGUAGUGUUCAGACAGACGGUCAGAUGCGGAGUAUAUUUGGACCCAGAGCGCCGCUUUGUGGACAGUUCGGCAACUGCAGACGCGGUGUGGAAGCUGGUUAGUUUCUAUAGCAACCUUCCAGACUGUUCUGACAGGGGAAAUAUGUUACUGUCUGCCGUUAAACAGAACAGAGGACGGAAGGAUUGACUGACGACCUGAUUGAAGGUGUUUUCAUUGUAACCCAAUGAAUGCUGCUACACAGCGCCCGACUUGAGUUAUGUAGAAAUAUGAUUAAAUGAUAACGAAGAUGAUUUUGGCAGCUAUGUUCGUGUCCUGGGAUGAAUGGUUAUAUAUGGUGUCGUCUAGACAGGCAGAGAAAGCAGAGACAGACAGAGACCUAUACUGCAGGCAGAAAUGUAUUGAUAUCAGAAUCACUAGAAACCCAUAUUGUCUUUGGUAAAAAAAACUCCCCUGACUCCGAGGCAGAAGGAUCAACAGCUUAUUGGCCACUUAUAUCACCAGCGUUGUACAAGUCACCUUGCGUUCCAGGACACCUUGCGUUCCAGGACACCUUGCGUUCCAGGACAACUACAUUUCAGGACACCUUGUCUUCUGAUGCCGUGUGACAUCGCAAUAUCACUUUGCUACAGUGGACUACUACCUGACCACACUGACCCCCUCCAUCCCUCUCCACCCCCCUUCUCCAUCACCAUGUCACCUGACCACACUGACCCCCUCCA
Messenger RNA from Salvelinus namaycush (lake trout), 3442 nucleotides. Its product is annotated as shaker-related potassium channel tsha2-like. The transcript has a single exon. Gene Ontology annotation, biological process: protein homooligomerization; potassium ion transmembrane transport. Bases 43 to 1512 code for a protein of 489 amino acids. Gene Ontology annotation, molecular function: delayed rectifier potassium channel activity; protein binding. The record is from RefSeq and is a predicted model, not a curated record. NCBI's taxonomy places the organism in Eukaryota, Metazoa, Chordata, Actinopteri, Salmoniformes, Salmonidae. Gene Ontology annotation, cellular component: membrane; voltage-gated potassium channel complex.